Xyrichtys novacula (pearly razorfish) is the source of this 2707-nucleotide messenger RNA. NCBI's taxonomy places the organism in Eukaryota, Metazoa, Chordata, Actinopteri, Labriformes, Labridae. The record is from the annotation of a GenBank genome assembly.
AGGGUGGCAGCAGCGGGACACGAACACAUCGUACGGUUGAACCAAACCGUAGAAGAAGAGUUGGAGCAGCUGAAGCCGUCAGUCAGUUAUUUACAUUAAAUCACCAGAAAAUUAGCUUGAAAUGUGUUAUAUUGAUAUGCUAAUGUUCGAAGGACUUCCUUGAAUAGAUGUUUUUAAAUCUCUUUUUUUAAUAUAUAUAUCAGACUCCUUUACCGUUUAACGGUAAUGAUGCAUGAAGUUAGCUUAGCUUGUAGCUUUCAAUAGACGAUAACAGAAGGAGACAGGCCUUGAGGAGGAAAAAGAGAUUGAAACACACUUGUAGUGAGCGGAUUAUACAUUUAGUCUUUUUUAGAUGUUGAUGUGAAAUUCUAAAAAAUGUCUAAAGUCCAAAAACUGAGAGUUUUAGUGAACCAGAGACUGAGUGCAGCUGCUGAAGAGAUCUUUGAGCUGUUUGAAAGAACGAUAUUAGAGUACGAGGAGAAACUCUGUGGAUCGAAAGAGAAUCAACACAAACAACAGAUGAUGAUCACAGAGUUACACACAGACCUGACACAAACAACAGGUUUGUACCGUUUUAUUUUUAUGAAAACAGCUGUUUUCUUCUUUCCGUUGUUUAUGAUUUGAAUAGGGGAGAGUGGGGAAAGAUGAGACAUUUUUCAUAUUUCGGAUCACUACAUCAAGUCAGUGCUAGUUUUGUCUCUAACUAGUGUAUCUGCAUAUACAAGAUGUUCAUCCCUGCAAACCAACAGAAUGAGUUUAAACAGAACUGUCUUGAUAAUAUAACAUGCCAAAAAAGUGGUCUCCUAUACCUUCUCUCUGUCCCUAAAUAACAGUCACUUCUCCACAAUCAUUUUUACCCAUUAUACACUAUUCAACUGGUACAAUAAUUAUUUUUAUUCUAAUUACAUAUAACUGCUAAAAAGCUGUUUUCUAAAAUAAACAUUUAAACAUGAGAAUGUCCUUAAGUGAUGGGGGGGGGGGGUUAUAAUCAGUAAAUUUCAGUUUUCAAAAACCUGUUCGUUUUAUGAUCAGAUGUUCUUUUACACAGACACAGGUUUUUUUAAUUACCUUGCUGACAUGUUUGGACGUGCUGGCAGCAGUCUUCCUCAGAGUGUUAGGUGAUGGUUGUGUGACGCGUCUUAAAACAGCUGAUGUUUCUUAAGGUGUGACCUUUCCGUCAGUUUGACAGAUCAGUCAGCAAGGUAAUUAAAAAAACCUGUGUCUGUAUAAAAGAACAUCUGAUCGUAAUUUAUCAAAACAGACACAAUGAACCUAAUCCAAGAAUUGUGUUUGUUUGUUUUGGUGCACAGAUUCCCAGAAGCUGUUGAGUAAAGGAAAGGUUCUCCCUGAUCAGGAAAGGAGCCUCAUCCUGGACCAGGAGAACCCACCAAAACCACCACACAUUAAAGAGGAACAGGAGGAGGAACUGUGGAGCAGUCAGGAGGGAGAGCAGCUUCAAGAACAAGAGGAGGCUGAUAUCAUCAAAUUCACAUUUACUCCUGUCCCUGUGAAGAGUGAAGAAGAUGAGGAGGUGGAGGAGAAACCUCAGUCCUCACAGUCUCAUCGAACACAAACUGAAGAGGACAGAGAGGAAGAUUGUUUUAAAUUAGAGGCUGAUGGAGAGGACUACGAAGAAUCAGAACCAGACAGGAACUUUAACCCAGACAGUCAUUUACAACCACUUCCUUCACACUCUGAAUCAGAGACUGAUGAGAGUAGUUGUGAUUGGGAGGAAACCAGCGAACCUCAGUCAGAUGAGUUCAGUCUCAUUAACAAAGACGUGUCUGUCAGUGAUAUGGAAUAUAACACUGGAAAUACCUCUCUGAGCUCUGAAUGUGCUACAAGCUCGACUGAACCGCAGAAACAGAAAGGAAUCCAGACAGGAGUGAAACCGUUCAGCUGCUCAUUUUGUGGCAAAAGAUAUCCUCAGAAGAUCUCCUUAACGAAACACAUGAAACGUCACUCUGAGGGGACGUGUUACAGCUGCUCAGUUUGCCAGAAAAGUUUCCCUUGGAGAGGCGAGCUGGUGCGGCACAUGAGAAUCCACACGGGAGAGAAACCCUUCAGCUGCUCUUCAUGCGGCAUCGGGUUUUCCCAAAGGAUACAUUUGACCUCACAUUUAAGAGUUCAUACCGGAGAGAAACCGUUCACCUGCUCUAUUUGUCAAACAAGUUUCAGCAUCAGAAAGAAUUUGGGUAUACACAUGAGAAUCCACACGGGACAGAAACCCUUCAGUUGUACGGUUUGUGGGAAAAGAUUCACACGGCGUGGAGGUCUGACACGUCACUCCGUCGUGCACACGGGGGAGAAACCGUUCAGUUGUUCGUUCUGUGAUGAAAGUUUUGCUCAUCUUGUAACUCUGAAACGUCACUUGACUGUCCACACAGGGGAGAAACCAUUUAGUUGCAGCGUCUGUGACAAAAGAUUUGCUCGGCUUCAGUACCUUAAAAAACACAAGUGUGUCGUCGAGGGCGGCAUAAAUAAGUAGAGCUCAUGAACUUCACAAUAAGUUGCAUUAUCAGCUGAUAAGAAGCUGCAUUAUCAUUUCAGUUCUCUUUUAUUGCUUCUGUAUAAUUUAAUUAUUGAUGUACUGUGACUGUGGUUGUGCAUGCGUCAAUUUUAAAGUCAUAUUUAAAUAAUUAAACGGGAUAUACACAUACACACCAACAUAAUGCUGCUGUUGUUAAUAAAUGCUGUUUGACACUCA